UCCAGUUCUCGCGAGGGCGUCACGUGGUAGAGCAGAGUAAGUUCUCGUGAGGAAUCCGAGUCCGAGUCUGGAGUCUGAGUGGGCGAGUGUGGAACAAACAACGUGAAUGUUUUAAGACGUGUGUGCAUCAAACGGGAACUUUGCAAUAUUUGGCAACCGGAAUCCUUGCACUAAUAAGGUUGUCGGACGGCGCGGAAGGAACCAUUUGUCCCGGCAUCGAGUAACUUUUUCGAAGUUGACGUCCGGGCUGAGUGCAAACAGACGGUGGUCGGCAGCUACCGAGUUUUGUUGCAGGGAUGUCGCAGAAGGAGAGAGCCAAGUUUUAUCCCCAGGAGGUCAACAAGGCGAUUUGGGAAGUCCCCGAGCGCUACCAGAACCUGUCUCCGGUCGGCUCUGGAGCCUAUGGAUCCGUUUGUUCGGCGGAUGAUAUGAAGACUGGCAUGAAAGUGGCGGUAAAGAAGCUUUCCCGGCCGUUUCAGUCCCUCAUCCAUGCCAAGCGCACCUACAGAGAGCUCCGCUUGCUGAAGCACAUGACGCAUGAAAAUGUGAUUGGCCUCUUUGAUGUUUUUAGCCCAGCUACCAGUUUGAAGGAGUUCACAGAUGUGUACCUGGUGACUCAUUUAAUGGGCGCUGAUCUCAACAACAUUGUGAAAUGUCAAAAACUCACAGAUGACCACGUUCAGUUCCUCAUAUACCAGAUCCUCAGAGGGUUGAAGUACAUCCACUCAGCAGACAUCAUUCACAGAGAUCUGAAACCCAGUAACCUGGCAGUGAAUGAGGACUGUGAGCUAAAGAUUUUGGACUUCGGCUUGGCACGUCACACCAACGAUGAGAUGACGGGCUAUGUGGCCACCCGCUGGUACCGUGCUCCAGAGAUCAUGUUGAACUGGAUGCAUUACAACAUGACAGUGGAUAUUUGGUCGGUGGGAUGUAUAAUGGCAGAACUUCUCACCGGAAGAACUUUGUUUCCUGGAACUGACCAUAUUGAUCAGUUGAAGCUAAUUAUGCUGCUCGUCGGAACACCGGGGCCUGAGCUCUUGAUGAAAAUUUCUUCGGAGUGUGCCAGGAACUACAUCAGCUCCUUGCCACACAUGCCAAAGAGGAAUUUUGCUGACGUGUUUAUUGGCGCCAACCCGCAAGCUGUCGACCUUCUUGAGAAAAUGCUGGUUCUGGAUACCGACAAGCGCAUCACAGCCACAGAGGCUUUGGCACACCCAUACUUCACUCAGUACCACGACCCGGAUGAUGAGCCAGAGGCUGAGCCAUAUGACCAGAGCUUUGAGAGCCGUGACUUACCAAUUGAAGAGUGGAAACGAUUAACCUAUGAGGAAAUGUGCAGUUUUGAGCCGCCGAUCUUUGAUGGGGAUGACAUGGAGUAACGAAGUGCCUCCUUACCAGUACACCGACAGCAUCGGACAAUUUGUACAUUUGUAUUGGUGUUACACUCCCAGACACGGCGCCAGACUGCUUGAACUGUUGUAACUAGCAGAGGAAACACUGAACCACUAAUUGUGACCUCUCCUUGACCUCAUUGAAGUGAAUGUUGAUUUAUCUUUUGACAUCACUGUGACACUUGGAUGCUGAAAACCUGGACCCAUAGAGCUGUGCUACUUUGUCUGAAGGGUUCUGUUGAUACGUAAGCAUUAGUGUUACGCAGUCGAACGUGGAAAAUCGAAAGUCUGCCAUUGUCCCAACGAUAACUGAAAUAAUUUGCAUUAGACCAGAAAUAUUUCAAAUAUUUGCUAUAACUGUUGUUUCCAAAGUUGUGAGCGAUGUAGGGUGCGUGCUCUUCAAAAAGGUACCCAUCAUAGAAGGCUAUUAAAGCAUGCAUAGUUAGCUCAGGAAUAUGUACAUGUGCCACAUUUAAAGCUCUAUUUGUUAUUUUUCAUUAUUUGUCAUUUGUCUGCAAGAUUGUGUGUGGUUUACUGAUAUUUUUAAGCAUCACGCUCCCAAUAGAAAUACAGUUUCAAUUUGUCAAGAGUUAUUUCGCAUCUAUUUAUACUUUGUGGAGGGUAUUUAUAAAUUGCAAUGAGAAAUCCUGUAAGCUAUUUCAGUCGGACAGUGAAACAACUCAAGUCUUUUGUCAAGAAAUAUAAAGACUGUUGUGUUUUGUAUUUCUUGUAUAGAUAUUGCUGAAUACAAUAAAACGUUGUGAUUCUGA
Messenger RNA from Doryrhamphus excisus (bluestripe pipefish), 2161 nucleotides. It is a transcript of the gene mapk14a, whose product is annotated as mitogen-activated protein kinase 14a. The record is from RefSeq and is a predicted model, not a curated record. Lineage: Eukaryota; Metazoa; Chordata; Actinopteri; Syngnathiformes; Syngnathidae. Gene Ontology annotation, biological process: protein phosphorylation. Gene Ontology annotation, molecular function: ATP binding; MAP kinase activity.